Messenger RNA from Rhinichthys klamathensis goyatoka, 2692 nucleotides. It is a transcript of the gene angpt1, whose product is annotated as angiopoietin 1. The record is from RefSeq and is a predicted model, not a curated record. Gene Ontology annotation, molecular function: receptor tyrosine kinase binding. NCBI's taxonomy places the organism in Eukaryota, Metazoa, Chordata, Actinopteri, Cypriniformes, Leuciscidae. The coding region runs from base 580 to 2130 and encodes 516 amino acids. The transcript is spliced from 9 exons. Gene Ontology annotation, biological process: Tie signaling pathway; angiogenesis.
UGUGUGUGUGUGCGUGUGUGUUACUGAAGACUCAGUGUACAGGAGGCAGGGCUACUACACAAACACAGGGUCAGGACGCUUGUAAAACGAUCCUCAAGCACUGAGAACAUCCUCUUCGCUGGGGUCCCGCUACGCUUCACUUUCCUUUUCUCUCUCUCUCUCUCUCUGUCUCUCUCUCACACACCCACACACACAAGUACACGCACACAUUCCUCUCCAGUCACUGCGAGGGGCCGGCGCAGAGCAUGCUAGAAACCCAGAGCAAAGUCAUUGAGUCGCACGGUCACACACACAGAGCAAACAUAGAGAGAGAGAGAGAGAGAGAGCGCCAGGGGAGGUCUGACAACUCCAGACUACAUCUUCAUGCUUUCUUCAUAACUGCGUUUCACAUGCAGUUUCUCAAAGCUUCAGUUUCCCCAAGAGCUUCAACUAUUAGAGUGUUUUGAGCAGGUGACCGGAUCAACGAUGACCUCCAGGCACCGGUCCAGAGACAUGAACAUCUCUCCUCGCACCGACUCCACCUGACUCUGGACUACAGGACCCGAGCGAACCCUUGAACACACUCCUCCAGCUCCGGCCAUGUGGUGUGUGUGGCGGUGUGUGUGUCUGGCAGCGCUGCUGGCUCUCUCAGACUGUGCAGGAACCGAUCAGAGACGAGGAGCAGAGGAAGGACUCAGAAGCUCCACGGGGAAGAGCAACAGCAGCCGGAAACACCACCGGAUUCAACACGGACAGUGCAGUUACACCUUCAUCCUCCCGGAGAACGACGCAGGAGCUUGUCGAGAGUUUAAAGCGGGAACGGCGUACAACGCGAACGCUCUUCAGCGAGACGCUCCUCAAGCCGAGGACGAGUUCUCCAGCCAGAAGAUCCAGCAGCUGGAGCACGUCAUGGAGAACUACACACAGUGGCUGCAGAAGAUUGAGAACUACGUGAAAGACAAUAUGAAGACGGAGAUGGUGCAGUUACAACAGAGUGCCGUCCACAACCACACAGCGGCCAUGUUAGAGAUGGGCACGAGUCUUCUCUCACAAACAGCCGAGCAGACGCGCAAGCUCACCGACGUCGAGACACAGGUUUUAAAUCAGACAUCACGGUUGGAAAUUCAGCUUCUGGAGAAUUCACUAUCAACCAACAAGCUGGAGAAACAACUCAUGAUCCAGAUAAAUGAAAUCAACAAGAUCCACGACAAGAAUGGGUUCCUGGAGGUGAAGAUGCAGGAGAUGGAGGACCGGCACCAGCAGGAGCUGGAGGUCGUGCGUGAGGAGAAGCUCAGUCUACAGGCACUGGUCAGCAGACAGAGCUCAGUGAUCCGAAAGCUGGAGGAUCAGCUGACCCGAGCCAGCGGGAACACUAGUGCCCUGCAGACACAACAGCAGGACCUGAUGGAGACCGUGCGCAGCCUGAUCCAACUCUGCAACCGGGACGCCGGCACAGCACUGGUGCCGAACAGCACGAAGCAAGCCGACGAGGAGAGGAAGUUCCGGGACUGUGCCGACCUCUACCAAGCCGGAUUCCAGAAGAAUGGAGUUUACACGAUCAACAUCAGCCCACAAGAGACCAAAAAGGUGUUCUGCAACAUGGAGUCUGCAGGCGGAGGCUGGACCGUCAUCCAGAGACGUGAGGAUGGAAGCGUGGACUUCCAGAGAUCAUGGAAAGAAUAUAAAAUGGGCUUCGGGAGUGUGUCGGCCGAACACUGGCUGGGAAACGAGUUCGUUCACGUUCUGACCAAUCAGAGGCAGUUCGGCCUGCGUGUGGAGCUGAGCGACUGGGACGGACACCAGGCCUUCUCCCAGUACGACAGUUUCCACAUCGACAGCGAAAAACACAAAUACAGGUUGUUCCUGAAGAGCCACAGUGGGACGGCGGGCCGGCAGAGCAGUUUGGCGAUCCACGGCACUGACUUCAGCACUAAAGACAUGGACAAUGACAACUGCACAUGCAAGUGUGCGCUGAUGCUCAGCGGGGGAUGGUGGUACGAUGCCUGCGGUCCAUCCAACCUGAACGGCGUUUACUACAGACAAGGACAGCACGUCGGAAAAUUCAAUGGAAUCAAGUGGCACUAUUUUAAAGGCCCGAGUUACUCUCUCCGAUCCACUGUCAUGAUGAUCCGACCGGCCGACUUCUCGUAGUCCUCCACAAAUAUCCCCGAAAGCUUUGGAAAGUGUUAUUUCUUCGGCCCGUGACGUAUAAUGCAGCUUUCAUUUGAGAUAACACUCCUUGAAACAGGAAUCCUGUGAAUACGGGGCUGUCCUGUCACCUUCAUGGAGAGAUGGAAAACUCCCUGGGAAUUUAGGGCAGGAGCGGACUUGGCUAUAGGCUUUUAUUUUUAAAUAUCAGAGGUAUGAAUUCAAGUGCCAUUCACUUGUCACUCAGGACCUGUGGACUGUUUUAACGCAGACACAUCAGCUUUGAUGAAGUGCGCCGCCCUGCAAUCGCCUGGCUUUCAAAUCCGAAUUUAAAGCAGCUUGAAUGUCCUUCAGUAUCCUAAAAGGACCUAUUAAUGUUUUAUACAAACGUGUUGCACAGUUAUAUUUGGGUUAUGAUACUUUACUUCACAUUUUUAUGCUCUUUUUUUAUCCCAGUAUAUUAUUACUUUUUUAUUUUGUACAUUAUUCCUGUCAAAGUGAAGAAAACCAUAGCAUGCAGCAUUAAAGGUGACUUAUAGUGCUAUUUACAAGGGACAUUUUCAGC